Molecule: messenger RNA, 1197 nt
Organism: Dendronephthya gigantea
Lineage: Eukaryota; Metazoa; Cnidaria; Anthozoa; Malacalcyonacea; Nephtheidae
Product: glycine-rich cell wall structural protein 1-like
Exons: 2
Coding region: 1-1197 (398 amino acids)
Source: RefSeq, a predicted model, not a curated record
AUGGGAGGUGGGGGUAGUAUUGAUGGUGGUGGAGGCAUGGGUGGUGGAGGUAUGGGUGGUGGUGGAGGCAGGGGUGGUGGAGGUAUGGGUGGUGGUGGAGGCAUGGGUGGUGGUGGAGGUGGUGAAGGCAUGGCUGGUGGUGGAGGUGGUGGAGGCAUGGCUGGUGGUGGAGGCAUGGCUGGUGGUGGAGGCAUGGCUGGUGGUGGUGGUGGAGGCAUGGCUGGUGGUGGAGGCAUGGCUGGUGGUGGAGGCAUGGCUGGUGGUCACGGCAUCGGUGGUGGUGGUGACAGUAUUGCUGGUGGCGGCGGGGGAUUCCCUGGUGGUCAACAGUUCGCAUUGAAAUUUGCGAAUGGACGAUGUUUAUAUCCGGAAGGUGAACAAACCAACUCUGGAACAAAGUUAGUGUUACCAACUGAAGUUUGUGGCGAUAAACUUGCAAAGUUUCAGAUUUCAAAUGAUGGAAAUUUGCAGCACGUAGAAACUGGCUUCUGUGUGCAGCCAGAAGGUGACAGUGAAGAUUUACCAUUGGCUAUUAUGAAAAACUGCAACAAAAAAUGGGCGUUUGCCAUGACCGAUUUUGGCUCUUUAAAACUGGCAAAAGGUGGUAAAUGUGUUCAACCAAAGAGUGGAGGAACACGACCAUCACAAACAGAAUAUAUGGUAUUGCAUAGCACGUGUGAUUCACCAAAAACAAAGUUUACAAUUUGGGGUGCCAGUGGUGGAGGAGGGGCAGGUGGAGGAGGGGCAGGUGGAGGGAUGGGCGGUGGAGGAGGGGCGGGUGGAGGAGGGGCAGGUGGAGGAGGGGCAGGUGGAGGAGGAGGCGCAGGGAUGGGUGGAGGAGGAUCAUCCUGGAAUUGGGGCGGAGGUGGGGGAAACAAAGGAGGGUCAUCCUGGAAUUGGGGCGGAGGUAUGGGAAACAAAGGAGGGUCAUCCUGGAAUUGGGGAAAUAACGGAGGUGGGGGGAACAAAGGAGGAUCAUCCUGGAAUUGGGGAAAUAGCGGAGGUAACACAGGAAAUGGAGGCGCUAAUAACUGGUCGUAUUCGUGGGGAAAUCCUCAGAAGCAUUUGGAAAAUGAUCAGGUCACUCAUCACAGUAACAACAAGCAACCUCGUCCGCAACACAUCAAGAUUGUUAUCAACGCAAAGAAACACAAAGUUCAGAAAAACAGUUCGGUUACCCCCCAAAAAACUGGCUAA